This is a messenger RNA of Hyaena hyaena (striped hyena), 806 nucleotides long. RefSeq names its product transmembrane protein 35B (gene TMEM35B). The coding region runs from base 4 to 396 and encodes 130 amino acids. The record is from RefSeq and is a predicted model, not a curated record. The transcript has 3 exons. NCBI's taxonomy places the organism in Eukaryota, Metazoa, Chordata, Mammalia, Carnivora, Hyaenidae.
GCCAUGGCGCUCUGGCUCGCCGCUCUCCGCGUCCUGCUGGGCGGCUUCUUCGCGCUCACCGGCGCGGCCAAGCUCUCGGAGCAGAUCUCGGCUCCCACGUCCGAGCAGAUGAACGCCCUGUUUGUGCAGUUUGCUGAGGUGUUCCCGUUGAAGGUGUUCGGCUACCAGCCAGAUUCCAUGAGCUAUCAAGAGGCUGUGGGCUGGCUGGAACUACUGGCUGGGCUGCUGCUGGUCCUGGGCCCACCGAUGCUGCAAGAGAUCAGUAACUUGCUUUUGACCCUGCUCAUGAUGGGGGCUAUCUUCACUCUGGCAUCUCUGAAAGAGUCACUGAGCACCUGCAUCCCAGCAAUCAUCUGCCUGGCGCUCCUGCUGCUCCUGGAUAUCUCCCAGCUUUGAGUCCAAACUAAGAAGGUGGUCAGACCUACUAGGAAGAAUAUCCUUCCAAGGCAUUCAAGGAAUCCUGGGAGGAGAGGGCCCCUUGCCUCUUCAUGCCACGUUACUAUCACGGCAGGGUUAUGGUGGAACAGAGUCUACCACCUUCUUACCAGUGAACCCAGGGUCGUGCAGUGUUAAAGCAGACAUCUUAUCUACCUGACCCUGCUUUCUUCUCUUGAGACAUUGACUGCUCUUUUUUGAGGAGCACGUGUUGACGCUGUCAUUCCUCGUGUCAUGUAAAAAUAGAAGAUAAACAGAAAAGCAAUUUAAAUCAUCCCAAAAUUUAAUGCACCAAAAUAACCACUACUUAUUCCUUUUUAAUAACUGCACCUCAACUUUUUCUAUGUCUUUGUACAGAUAUUUUUAAUGAA